AUGGCAUCCAUUGCUCGUCCCACGAUGGUAUCCAAUCCUUCGUCUCAGUCAGAGGUGUCAUCACCUCCUCCCUCUCCCGUGGAGACUGCCACCCCGUCCUCACCCACCGCAGCUCGGCAGAAUGAGAAACAGACACUAGUCGAUCACCACCACUCCCAACGUCAGCAGCAGCCGUUACUAGGCAUCGACACUACUGUUACUCCAGCUACAGAGGCCGAAAUCGUUGUCAAGACUCCUACCAACCGCCCAAGGCUGCCUGGUCGGCAGGAGACACCUCCUUCACCUCCGAAUUCAGUGGUGUUGGGCCCGUCACCGGUAUCACCAGACGUUCCGUUACCGGUUGGGCCUUCGGUAUAUCAGAGGAUGGGGCUUGGACACCCGGAGGAUUCAACGCCUCCCGCAUCACUUAAGCAGAGAAUCACAAGGGUAUUCAAAGUUGGUCAUAAGCGUGGUGAAUCUGAUUUAUCUCGCACUACGAAUACAACGGACGAUACUAUACAACGUGACACUAGCAGCAGCUAUCUACCAACGCCAUUAAAGGAAAAUAGCCCGAUGCAGCCGAAUAGGCCAAGUUUCUACGCAAGACAAUCUACUGGCCCAAUUCGUCCGAUCAGUCAAUUUGAUAAUGGGGGCGGUUCAAACAAAAGGAUUAUCAGCGGGGGUGAAGUGAGGGUUGAGAUUCUCCCGCAUUCAAGUUUAAUGGUGGGAGAUUCCAGCAGGCAUGGAUAUUCUCUUGAAGAAUCGCCGAAGGGGGGCAGGGACGAUAGUGACCGGUAUUAUAGAUACUACAGUCGUUCAACUAGGCUUGGCAAUCAAGAAUUAGGUGAGGAGGAAGAGGAGACCGAGUCUCGGGUUCUAAGUUCGGGAAUUGAAGAAAAUAACUACCUCCCACCAUUAAAUCGUUUUCAAGCAGCCCCACCACCAACACCGACACACCGCCGACAGACAGCUACCACAAUAGAAUCUGCAGGAAGUCAGGAGCGUAGAUACGUCGAAGAAUCAAUGGCAUUUGGCUUCGAAGGGUUCCAUAUUGGAAACGGAAGCGGCUUCAGCGACGGGACAUAUGCAGGCUUAUCCGGCCCAAGUAGCCCCACGUGCCCCAGCGGAACCAGUGUCUACGAGGGUAGUGGGAAAGCGAGCAGUAGUGUACUAAACUACAUGAACCAAAGUGAUCUGAACGCAUCCUCGAGAAAUGGGUCCAACAAAACGACUCUAACGAAUGGGAGAGGGAGUGGUGGUAUGAGCAGGCCAGUAAUGAGCAGGAAUGCAUCAUCCAAUUCCUAUUUUUCACCAGGGAUGUGUCGACUCUCGUCUGGAGUUGGAAGAUCAGGAAGCCCUCAGCUUGAUGAAGCAGUUAAUAGAGAACUGAAAAGAUUAAGCAAAAUCUCGGCUGGAAGCGGGGCUAGCGGAUUCGCCAUGGUUAUCACAGCAGAUGGGGCAACAUCUACAAGAUUUGACAGAGAUUUCAGUGAUGAGGAAAUGGAUGUUAUUGCAUCUGAGAGAAAGUAUACAAGGGAGGAGAAAGGCAAAGGAAAGGCAGUUCCUUCUUCUUCUAGUGAAAGCGUAGCUGGACGUAAGGAUGGCGAGUCUCACAAUGGAUACCAAGGAGCUGGACAUCAUCAUACCAUAAGUGAUGCGAGUAAAUUUAUUCGCAGUGAUGGCAGUGAGCACAGCAGUGAUAAUGGUGAUAGCGAUGGUAUAAGACUGUUGUCAGGGAUGGGUGGCUUUGGCGCAAGACGAAAGUUGAAGUCACAGGAGGUUCCUAAAGGAGUACUGGUUCACGAGGGGGACCCUAGAUAUGAAUUCGUCUAUCGUAUGCGUCAAACAUCCGAUGAGACUCCUAUCCUGGUUCCUCAGUACUUUUACCCAAGUGACGGAUUUCCAAAUCGUAAUGCUCUUACUACUCCAACCCGUUCAACAUUUUCACCCCUGUCUUCCAUCAAUACUAGCAAUGCGGGGGCUAUGCCUUUCGCUGGCCAAUAUGGCUCAUCUCCUAUUGCCAUGCCUAAAAAUGUCCUCACACGAGAUUCAAGUAGCUCCUUUUACAUGAGGAUGGGGGGUGACCAAGCCGUGGAUUCACGAAAUUGUUCCCCGCGAUCUCCACGUUUCCCCGAGUACGGAUCUAUGCCUGGUAGCCCUUUUGAAUCAAACACUCACUCUCCAAACGAGACAACCCCAAUUCAUCCUGCGCUGAGAAGCCCCGAACAGACACCGGUCCAUAAAGGGGGACGAAGACAAGAUAUUUCUACGGGAAAUCAGCAUGGAAUUGAAAUGGAUUUACUUGUCACUGGGACUCCCGGCGGCACCGGCAGAAGACUCGCAGGAAGUAGUUUGGCGGGCGGUAGCGAUACGAUGAGCAAUGACAGAUUAGGGGUCGAUACGCGCAAGCAAGUCCGUAUGAGCGGGAUUGAUGAAGUAAAUUUCAUACCCCCACUUCAAGACAGCACCACCAAUGCCUCCCGUAAGAAGGAGUCUAGGAGUUGGGCGUCACUAUACGGUACCAGAUUGCCUAGGAGGCCCAAAGACCUACGUAGGAGUAUGACACCGAGACUUUACGAUCCAAGGCGAAUCAGCGAUUCUUGGACAGAUAUUUCAAACGACGAUCCCGAGGCUAUGCGGGGUGAGUCCCAUAAUAGGACUUACAGGAUGCAGGAGAAGAGGCUUGGCAGAAUUAUUUUGGCUCUGUGUGUUCUAUUUCCGCCGUUACUCUUACUUGUGGCUAUCGGAUCCUUCGAUGCUAUGGUAGAUUCAUGGAGUAAUGGAGAGGUCAAAGGUGUUGGGAAAUCCGAGAAGAGAAUUGCUGCCAUUGUCGGCGGUGUGCUGGCCGUUAGUGCAGUCGUUGGGGGCGUGGUUGCGGCAAUAGUCGUGGCGAGCUAA
This is a messenger RNA of Morchella sextelata, 2877 nucleotides long. RefSeq lists its product as uncharacterized. The record is from RefSeq and is a predicted model, not a curated record. Lineage: Eukaryota; Fungi; Ascomycota; Pezizomycetes; Pezizales; Morchellaceae. The coding region runs from base 1 to 2877 and encodes 958 amino acids. The transcript has 2 exons.